Molecule: messenger RNA, 3449 nt
Organism: Protopterus annectens (West African lungfish)
Lineage: Eukaryota; Metazoa; Chordata; Ceratodontiformes; Protopteridae
Gene: EML1
Product: EMAP like 1
Exons: 22
Coding region: 1110-3449 (779 amino acids)
Biological process (GO): microtubule cytoskeleton organization
Cellular component (GO): mitotic spindle
Molecular function (GO): microtubule binding
Source: RefSeq, a predicted model, not a curated record
CCACAUUUCAGGAAACUUGCUCAUGUAAAAGAAUUUGUGAGUAUGUAGCAUGUUCAGGUUCUCAACUUUUGACAAUGGGAGUGGCUCGUCCUAAGAAAUUAAUACAUACACUGUUAGCUUUCCCACACAAACGCGACGCUAUAUUUCAGUGCUUAAAUUCCAGAGAAACGAAGUUUAAAUUUAAAAAAGAGCAGUUUAAUCCUUAAGAAAUAAACAUAUUUAUGCACACAGAAACAGCAUUUUUAUUAGAUUAGCUGCUGCAUAUAACGUGAUUCAGGCUGCUUGACGUUGGCCUUUACAUAUGAAAAGGAAAUCAUUCACGGUCUUCAGCUCCUUUUAUUUUCAAAGUUAGCAGCGACUUUUCCAUAUGGACUUUUCCUGUUCCCUGACACUCUUAUAAGCUGGUAAGGCUUACUGCUCUGACAAGAGGAAUACUAAGAGAUGAUCAGAAAUGGCUGCUCCCAGGGCUUUCCUACUCCAUAUUGUAUCCAAUAAGAUAAAAUAAAACCAUUCCAAAAUAUCCUGCUUUCUAGACUUCCUCUAUCUCCCCAGUACUGCGUCUCAUGCCCCGAUGAGCAGCCUUCUCGUGUCAGGUGGUCCCCAGCUGCUGGGAGGUUAUUGGCCGUGACUCUAUUGACAGCAUUUUGAAAGGACUCCAGUCCUCUUUUUACUGGUCUUGGAUUACUGUCGGGCAGGAACUGGAGAGGGGAGUCUUUGCAAGCUCUUUCAGCAUGAGUGGGACUCACGGAAGAACUCCUGUAACCUUCUUACUUUGUGAAAUAGAAGAAUAAAUGUUCCAACAAUAACAAACUCCCCGUCCAGAAGCGGGAGGACGUGAAAAAAAAGCUUGUCAAACAAAAGCCUUUAUUUUUCUGUUUUUGCACUGGGGACCUGUGUCCACAUGAGAGAAUCAGGAGUGGAUAUGUUGUCAUGGUAACCGAGUCUGACACGGGCAGGCCAGCCCCCAAAAAUUGUCUGGUGAAUGGAGGAGUGCUCCGGGAGUGGCGGCUGAGAGAAAACUAGUAACGGGGUGCUGGAGGGGCGGCGGCGGCUAUAGUGCGCCUCUUAUAACAGAAGGGACACCGGCGGCAGGCAGUAUCCGCCUCAGAAUGGAGGACGGGUUUUCUAGCUAUAACAGCCUCUAUGAUACUUCAUCGCUACUCCAGUUUUGUAAUGAUGACAGUGCCUCUGCUGCAAGUAGUAUGGAGGUUACCGAUCGCAUUGCAUCACUGGAGCAGCGAGUCCAGCUGCAGGAAGAUGAGAUACAGCUCCUCAAGUCAGCACUGGCGGAUGUUGUUCGACGUUUAAACAUUUCAGAAGAACAGUAUGCCUUGCUGAACCGAAAAGGACCAACCAAAGAUCAAACUGAUAAGAAAGUUGCCAGCACAGAGACAGAAAAAAAAGGCAGUGCUUCUGCUAAAUCAGCACGACCUCUGGUGCAAACACUGCCUUUAAGACCUACGGUUAGUAACGGAACUGUUUUACCAAAGAAACCUUGUGGCUCCUUGCCAUCUCCAUCAGGAACAAGAAAAGAAAUUACCCCACCUCCAUCAAAGAGUUCUGGAAAACGUACAAGUUCUACAGAACGUGUACCCUCAGGAGGCAGAAGAGACAGCUCUGGAGACUCCAAGAGUAAUCGCAACCGCACAGGAUCUACAAGCAGCUCUUCCAGCAGUAAGAAGAACAGCGACAGUAAACCCAAGGAUCCCAUAUUCAGUGCAGGGAAACGACGGGUGACACACUGCAAAGAGGAGGGGUACGUAAAAAUGUUUCUUCGUGGGCGUCCUGUUACCAUGCACAUGCCAAAAGAUGAAGUAGAAUCAUACAGCCUAGAAGCAAAAGGAGAGCUACCAGCCAAGAAGCUAAAACUUGAAUGGGUUUAUGGUUACAGAGGUCGUGACUGUCGUAGCAACUUGUAUCUGCUCCCAACAGGUGAAACAGUGUACUUCAUUGCAUCUGUAGUAGUGCUGUACAAUGUAGAAGAACAACUUCAGAGACACUACACUGGCCAUAAUGAUGAUGUCAAGUGCCUAGCAGUCCAUCCAGACAGGAUCACCAUAGCAACAGGUCAGGUUGCAGGCACAUCCAAGGAUGGGAAACAACUGCCUCCCCAUGUGCGUGUCUGGGAUUCUGUUACAUUGAACACGCUUCACGUCCUUGGAAUGGGCUUCUUCGACCGGGCUGUUACAUGUAUUGCCUUUUCCAAAUCUAAUGGAGGUUGUAACUUGUGUGCUGUAGAUGAUUCCAAUGACCAUGUUCUUUCUGUGUGGGACUGGCAGAAAGAAGAAAAACUAGCAGAUGUUAAGUGUUCCAAUGAAGCUGUUUUUGCUGCGGACUUUCAUCCUACAGAAACAAAUAAUAUAGUUACCUGUGGAAAAUCGCACCUUUACUUUUGGACUUUAGAAGGCAACUCUUUUAUUAAAAAACAAGGAUUGUUUGAGAAACAAGAGAAACCAAAAUUUGUAUUAUGUGUAACCUUCUCUGAAAAUGGUGACACAAUUACAGGAGACUCAAGUGGAAAUAUUCUAGUUUGGGGAAAAGGUACCAGUCGUAUCACUUAUGCUGUUCAAGCGGCCCAUGAAGGGGGUAUUUUUGCUUUAUGUAUUCUGCGUGAUGGCACUUUGGUAUCAGGAGGAGGAAAAGAUAGGAAGUUGAUUUCCUGGAAUGGAAAUUUUCAGAAGAUUUCUGAAACUGAGGUUCCGGAGCAGUUUGGUCCUGUAAGAACUGUAGCAGAAGGAAGAGGAGAUGCAUUACUUAUCGGUACUACAAGGAAUUUUGUCCUACAAGGCAGUUUAUCUGGAGAUUUUUGUCCAAUUACCCAGGGUCACACCGAUGAGCUUUGGGGACUAGCUGCACAUCCACUUAAAGCCCAUUUCUUGACAUGUGGACAUGACAAGCACAUCAUGCUCUGGGAUACUACUACGCAUCAGCCGAUUUGGAACAAAAUCAUAGAGGAUCCAGCACAAUCAGCCGAUUUCCAUCCCCUGGGGUCAGUAGUUGCCAUAGGAACCUUAGCUGGAAGAUGGUUUGUCUUAGACACAGAAACAAAGGACUUGGUGACGGUCCACACAGAUGGAAAUGAACAGUUAUCAGUUAUGCGCUACUCACCAGAUGGAAACUCUCUGGCUAUAGGAUCACAUGACAACUACAUUUACAUUUAUGGAGUGAGUGAAAAUGGAAGAAAGUACAGCAGAAUUGGCAAAUGCUCAGGGCAUUCCAGUUUCAUUACUCAUUUGGACUGGUCUAGUAACUCUCAGUACCUGAUGUCUAAUUCGGGUGACUAUGAAAUUCUGUAUUGGAUUCCCUCAACCUGCAAACAAGUAGUAAGCGUUGACUCUACAAGAGAUAUUGAAUGGACUACUUAUACCUGUACACUAGGAUUCCAUGUUUUUGGUAAGUGUGUAUUGUUUGAUUCAGAGGUUUCUGUAUUUUGCUGCGAUUCUGUGUAA